UUUUUUUCAAGAGAAGAGCAUCACCGAUCUAUACCUUCUUCACAUCUUGUAACCUGACGAUACUAGACAUGGCCGUGCUUAAUUCCAACCCGGAGAUUCUUCUUCGUAAAAGAAAGAACAACGACAGAAAAAGAUUGGAGAAACAAGAACAAGCUCAGCAACGAAGAUUGGACAGAGACAGUAAAAGAAAACAUAAUGCCUCUAACAAAUUCAUUAGGGCAGAGACCUUAAUUUCCAAUAAUAAGUCGAAUGAAUUAGAGAAUAAAAGAAUUUCCAAGAUAUUAAAGCAUGAAAAACAGAAGAAUGAACAGAUUUCAACUUCAAAAGAAGUUGAGCCAAAAUUACUUUUCAUAAUUAGAGUCCCCAACCAUAUCAAAGGUUUAAGAAUUCCUAAAAAGGCAAAUAACGUACUUGAAUUAUUACGUUUAACAAAACAAAACACUGGGGUUUUCGUUAAAGUUACUCCUGCUCUUUUACCGUUAUUGAAGUUGAUCAGUCCUUAUAUAGUUGCCGGGACUCCAUCUUUAAACUCCGUUCGUCAAUUGUUCAAUAAAAGAGCUAGUGUUACAAUUAUAGAUGAAAACGAAGCAAAUGAACAAGAUAAAUUAAAAUCAAUCAAAUUAAACAAUAAUCAAUUGGUUGAAGAUAAAUUCGGCGACGAUUUAGGAAUAAUCUGUAUCGAAGAUAUCAUUCACGAAAUCGCCACUUUAGGGGAGAAUUUCAAAGCCUUGAAUAACUGGUUAGACCCAUUCCACUUAUCAGCUCCAGUAUCUGGUUGGAAUGCUAUUUCAAAAUUACAUAGAAUUCAAUACGCCGAAGAACAUAAAAGAAAAAUCAGUAUGGCUGCCAAUGCCCAAUUACAAGAAAUCGAUAUCGACAAAUUCAUCGAAGAACAAAAUUAAACUCUAUGUAUAUUAAUUAAUAUAUUAUCUUUGUAUUCUCAC
This is a messenger RNA of Hyphopichia burtonii NRRL Y-1933, 944 nucleotides long. RefSeq names its product Rpl7p (gene RPL7). Gene Ontology annotation, cellular component: cytosolic large ribosomal subunit. Bases 69 to 902 code for a protein of 277 amino acids. The record is from RefSeq and is a predicted model, not a curated record. The transcript has a single exon. Gene Ontology annotation, molecular function: structural constituent of ribosome; RNA binding. Lineage: Eukaryota; Fungi; Ascomycota; Pichiomycetes; Serinales; Debaryomycetaceae. Gene Ontology annotation, biological process: maturation of LSU-rRNA from tricistronic rRNA transcript (SSU-rRNA, 5.8S rRNA, LSU-rRNA).